Molecule: messenger RNA, 834 nt
Organism: Topomyia yanbarensis
Lineage: Eukaryota; Metazoa; Arthropoda; Insecta; Diptera; Culicidae
Exons: 4
Coding region: 10-834 (274 amino acids)
Source: RefSeq, a predicted model, not a curated record
GUAGAGAAAAUGGAGGAAAUUCUUUCAACAGUUGAACCUGAUAUAAUGAAGUCUGAACCAAAUCGUGUGGAAAUAAUAGCAUCAAUUGCUGAAUGUACUGAUGGAAGUAUAAUUGCGGCAAGAGUGGCUGGAAUGCAUUGUGAAUUCUUAAUAGAUUCGGGAGCUCAAGUCAACACAUUUACAGAAGAUAUGUUCUAUAAGCUAAGAAGUAACUCUCAAUAUAGCUCUGGGAUUUUCAAUAUUCAAAAAGGUUCCGACCGCCCUUUGAAAGCAUAUGCUACAGAAGGUGAAAUAAAUGUGUCGGCCACAUUCGAAGCCUAUUUAUAUAUAUCUGAGAAUAGACCGGUUCUGUUGGAAAGAUUUUAUGUCGUUAAAGCGUUUCGUGCACUGCUAAGCAGAUCAACAGCUACAAGGUACAGCGUUCUGAUGCUUGGUCUGAGUGUCCCAAUAUCAGUGGAAUCAAACACGAAAUUCUGCUUCCACUUUGACGAUAUAGCUUCAAUCAAUAUGAAUGAAAAAUUUCCCAAGUUUAACAUUCCUCCAGUAAAGAUCAAUUACAACAAGGCAGAAUUGCCGUGUCGUAAUAUUUACAUGAAUAUCCCACAAGCAAUGAAACCGCUUGUUGAAACCAGGCUCAAACAUCUGGUAGCUGCUGAUAUAAUUGAGAGAGUUUCAGAGAACAUGGACACAUCGUUCUGUUCAUCCAUGCUUGUUGUCCCAAAGGGUAAAGAUGAUAUUCGUUUGAUCUUCAUGGAGCAACAUGGUUUUCGACAAUUGAUCUGUCAAAUGCGUUUUUCCACAUUGAACUCGACGAGGGCUCCAGACACCUUAUGA